AUGGACUUCACAUGUGGUAUGCAGCAGGCGAAGCUCGCUGCUGGUCCCCCGGAAUUCUUCUUACAAUUGGAUCGAAUGGACCAGCAAGCUGAAGUCCGUACAAAAGACGAUGAUUGGACUGGCCGCACGAGUGCCGCAGAGCGAAGGAAACUCCAGAAUCGUUUGCAUCAAAGGAAGUUUAGGAAACAGCGUAGACCACGGAAGAUGCACGCAGCAGAGGCUACGGAAUCCAAUAGCCAGGAUAGUAGUAUCGGGGUCACUCCCACAGAUUCGGUCCAAGACGUCGUGCAUCUAGAGCCUGUAGACGUGGAAACAGCAUUGCCUUUCGCACAACAGGCCCAUUUAAUGCUUGGUAGAGAAGUGCGUCGAGGCAAUCAAGUAACCGCAGCCCAAGUACGACACCAGAUUGCCUAUUUUGAGAAUCUAGCAUCUCGAGAGCUCAGAGUAGGCUCUCCGCGGUCAGACCUCCUCCUCACCCUGAUACAAUUCAAUGUCUUCCGUGCCCUUGUCAACAACACAUUCGCAAUGGGCUUUUCUUUCGACUGGCUCAGUGUUGAAGCACAGUCACCUUUCAACAUAGCUCCACCCGCAAUUUUCGACUCACUCACCCAGUACCCGCCGAAUCUCCGGCCCACAGCUCUCCAGAUAUCUACCCCGCACCAUCCAUGGAUCGACCUUUUCCCAUUUCCUGCCCUUCGAGACAAUAUGCUUGCUCUGGAAGAAGAUUAUGAGGACGGUGAUCUGUGCUAUGAUCUGGUUGAGACAUGUCAUGCGCCCAGUGAGAGGAGUGGACUUAUAGUCUGGAGUGAUGCAUCGAGACCGGAGAGCUGGGAGGUCACAGAAGAAUUUGCUAGGAAGUGGGGAUGGAUGCUCCGAGGAUGCGAGGAUUUGAUGAGGUCGACGAAUAUGUGGAGAAGGCAGAGAGGAGAAGAUGAUUUGUUUGUUGAAGUGUUCGAUGGGCUGUCAGUAACCGAUGUGUCGGACUCAAUGACAGAAGCUUCUGAUGGAGUUCUAUAA
Molecule: messenger RNA, 1017 nt
Organism: Cadophora gregata
Lineage: Eukaryota; Fungi; Ascomycota; Leotiomycetes; Helotiales; Ploettnerulaceae
Exons: 2
Coding region: 1-1017 (338 amino acids)
Source: RefSeq, a predicted model, not a curated record